Molecule: messenger RNA, 811 nt
Organism: Tarenaya hassleriana
Lineage: Eukaryota; Viridiplantae; Streptophyta; Magnoliopsida; Brassicales; Cleomaceae
Product: pectinesterase inhibitor
Exons: 2
Coding region: 159-704 (181 amino acids)
Biological process (GO): negative regulation of catalytic activity
Molecular function (GO): pectinesterase inhibitor activity
Source: RefSeq, a predicted model, not a curated record
CUGAAGUGUAUGUUUGGCACAAAAUCUAAAAUUAAAGCUGAGAGAUUAUAUAGCAGCUUUAUACACUAGCCGUGGUAGGUAGGCAUUACACAACAAAGACCACCACUGCCCGAAAACCAAAACACAAAACAAAACAAAGAAGAGAAAAAUAAAAGGAUAUGGCUUGUCAUCUUCGUAUGAACAGAAAACUUGUGUUUAUAUCACUUCUCAUAAUCUCUCCGAUCUCAGUUAAAGAGUUGGGAGCCAGAGCGGACGAGCAGCUGAUGAUAAAAGAGUGCCACAAUGCCAACGUCCCGACCACAUGCAUGCAAUGUCUGAAAUCAGACCCGACUUCCCCCCAAGCUGACCCUGUAGGAAUUGCCAGAAUCAUCGUCAAAUGUCUCCAAACUAACCUCGACGUCCUGUCCAUGAACAUAACGAGCAUAGCUUCGAAAGAAGGAGAGGGAGGGAUAAAGGCAGCAUUGGAAGAGUGCAACAAGCAAUUCCCAGAGACGAGGAAGGAUCUGUCGGAGGCCGACAAUGGUCUGAAGGAGGGAAAGUACGACGAAGCAGCACAUUCCAUAAUUGAGGGGAUACAGAAUCCAGUGACCUGCCAGACUACUCUUCAAAAACUACAGUUCCAAGGUUCACCCGAAGUUUAUUACUACAUCAAUCUCUUAAAGGAACUCGCCGAUGCUGCUAUGAGGAUCAUCGACCGUCUCUAAGUCCCAUUUUCUUUUUCUUUUCCUGGUAUUCGCAGUCCCUCUAAUUAAUUAUGGUAAUCGUAUCAUUUAAAUAAAAAAAUAAAUAUUCUCUUUCGUUUGUGGCUCUA